Linum trigynum is the source of this 2407-nucleotide messenger RNA. The record is from the annotation of a GenBank genome assembly. NCBI's taxonomy places the organism in Eukaryota, Viridiplantae, Streptophyta, Magnoliopsida, Malpighiales, Linaceae.
CUAGAAUGGGGCGGGGCGGGGCAGGGCGAGUCGGAAGUAGAUACUCAUGCCCCGCCCCACGCUACUGCGGGUCGGGUAAUACCCGCCCCAUCGCGGAUCAUGUCGGGUAAUACUCGCGGGCGGGUUGAAAUUGCCAUCACUAUAUGACAUACCAAAACCAAUCAGUAAUUUAAUCGUCUUUCUUCAACAUAAACUGUGGUUUUCAGCCCAAUCCGAAACGGAAUGACAAUGGGCUACGCGGGACAGGAUGUGCAAGUCCUGCCUAUCAGCCCAGUCUAGAACAAAGACUGUGUCUGUGAAGUGAUGUCUUCGUCUAGAAAUGACAGCGUUCAAUGUCGAGCCGGUAAACUUUUGGCCUUCUGGUGGGCGGCAAACAUCAGUCGUGGUAAAACUUCAAGUUGGAGCCUGGAAGAAGGCGACGACCGAUCGACGCGCAACCAAUUCUGGUUACAAGUUCCAGAAAUCCCCCUGUCUAAUCUGAAUGGGAAGGCCAUCAUGGAGUUGUACAGUUCAGUCCCUCUGCGAGAUUCAGAAGCUUGCAACAUCUAGUUGGGGAAGGACCUGGUUCUGAAACUAUGGGUUGUCCUCGUAAGUAACAGCGCUGAAGGUAUGCCCUUUCCUUCUUGCGUUUACCAUAAAGUAAUAGUGGGUUCUUUUGGCUUUACGACUUGGGAAGUACUGGAGAGUUGGGCAUUCUGGUUCUUCUGCUGCAUUUAGUUUGUUAAUUAGACUUGCUUUUUAGCAGUUCCUUUUUCAUGUUUGAACUAUCCUUAUUAAGAUUUACUAGGAGGGAGGGAGCAUAGAGUCAUAGAAGCCUUCUUCCUUUUCACAAUGUACCACAUCACUUGUCUUCAGUAGGAACCUAGCAUUUAUAAUGCGAUGUGAAACUAACACUACUGUCCCUUCGGGGACAUCCGAUAAAAUUGGAACGAUACAGAGGAGAUUAGCAUGGCCCCUGCGCAAGGAUGACGAUGACACGCAUAAAUCGAGAAAUGGUCCAAAAUUUUUUUUUUUGCAUCCUCCCGAUCUUUGGCCUUUACAUUGUUUUUUUGUGUGCUUGUUAUGGACAUUUGAAGUUAUGCUCUGAAUUUUUGCCAAAAUCAAACUUCUAGACCUCUGUUGGAUUCAGCUAUUCAAUAAAUCUAAUCACCUGUGGAGCUAACAACUGGAGUGUAAGCAUUGUAACAGAAGUGGUUCUUUGUUUUUUUUUUCUUAAUUAAUAAAAUUAUUUCACCUUUGCAAAAAAUAAAAUGGAGUUCAUUUUCAAUGACUGAAACUACUUGGUUCAGUAAAUUAGAUUUGAAGCUAGCAUAUGGUUUCCCUUUGUAGUGUUCUUUUUUCUUUCACCAUGUUCAUCCAAACCAGGAGAUAAAACAUUAGUUGUAGUCUCAUAAUCUACUGAGCAGUUCAGUAAUACUGUUCAUAUGUAGAGCUCAAAAAUGUCGAGGGUUCUGAACUAUCUGCUGAGGCUAUAUCAGUCUGUUAGCCAAGUCUACACAUGUGCAACUAGUGUGUUUCCCUAUUGAAAUCUUACAAGUAACAAUACAAAGCAGGGGGAUUCUGGAGUGUAGAUCAUGUUCUGUCUCUCAAUGACUUAGGCUCCUUUAAAUGUUGGGCUAAUUUAUGGAGGUUUUCAGAUUCCAUAACUAGCUCAUGUUCAUUAAUUUGUCAACCCGGUUUCGCUUAUCAUGUUUGCAUGAUUCUUAGAGUCGAGAGCUGUCUACAUGUGGAUCACUACUUUUGUCAAUUAUUAAGUUCCUACCCUUCUACUACGUUCAGUUAAUCCAAUAGCUCUGUUAAAUUUCACGACUGGAAAACGGAUGAAAGCAGUUGGUUCAGUAAUUAAAGAAGAAGCCAUUCUCGAUUUUUUUGCCAGCUUGAUAGAGAGCAGAGAGAAAAGAUGGGAAGGUGGUGACAUUGAUUCAAUUGCUUGCUUACUUGUGCUUAUGCUACACACGUCCCUUAGAAAGCGUUUUCAUUUUUAUUCAUUUUUAAAAGGAUUCGAAAGAGACAUUCAUCAACAAUUGCUUCAUAUCCCAGUUCAUUUUAAACUAGUCUUCAGUUCUUGCUGCGUAUAAAACCCAUGGCUUGAGUCUUUGGCCGUACGCGAGGGUGCCAAAAUAUGUUUCUACAUUGCAGUGUCUUUACUCUUUACACAUGUGUUAGACUUUUGAUUUAUCUGGCUGUCGAUUUAUGAUCUCCUUUUGUUCACAGUCAGAAGCUUCAAAAUCCAGUUGGGGAAGUACCUUGGUCUGAACAUAUGACGUUUAUCAUCUUAAGUAACACACUAAAGGUAUAUAUGCCCUUUCCUUUUGGGAUACCCUAAAGUAAAUGACUUUGUAUUUUGACUUUACAACAUGGGAGUACCGGAGAGUUGGGCAUGCCAAAGUAAACUGGAGGUACUAUC